GGAAUCAAAUUCACUGCACUUUGCAUCAGCACUUAGUGCUGUGCAGACACAAGUCCCACUUCGUCCUUUCUUCACAAAACUUCAUUUUAGCUAAUGUAAACUUUGAUUUGGCAAAUUUUGAUCUGAGACUGCAACCAGCAACCAGAUAUUCCAACAAGAUUUUCAUUAAAAGCAAGAAGAAAGGACUGAUCCCAGUAACCAUGCCACUAGCUGGAACCCCUGCACCUACCAAGAAGAAAAGAACAUCCAGAAUAAUUACAAAAACAAUUAAGGAUGCCGGAACCGAGAUUAACUUUGGGAAGAAAAUCAGCAUCCCAAGGGAUGUUAUGCUGGAGGAACUGUCACUGUUGAAGAAUAAAGGAUCCCUGAUGUUUAAAGAGAGGCAACGCAGGGUCGAAAGAUUCAUCUAUGAGUCCAAUCCUGAUGUCUUUAACCCAGAUUCAAUGGAUAACUACCAGAAGUUUCUACCUGGUUCUGGUGUUGUGCUGAAGACUGGGGCAGAUGGCAUCCAAGUGAUUGGACAAAUGGGAUCUGGAGUCAGAAGUGGGUACAGUCGCUUUGGAACACAUUCGAAGGGCACAGCACCGGCACCAUAUCCCAAACAUCAGCACCAUGCUGCAGCCUCUGGGAUCACCGGAAAACGUGGGAGUGGUCAAGCAGCUGGAGGGACUGGAGGCCUUGAGGGUAGCGGUGAUCAUGGACAGAGGAACAUCAUCAGAGAGGAACAAAAGAAGAGAAAACGGAAAAGUGGAGCUGAUGGUGGAAAGGAAGCUGGAGGAACAGGGAAAAAACACAUUACGAUAUUGAAAACCUAUGUGUCACCCUGGGAACAGGCCAUGGGCAAUGAUCCUGAACUGAAGGCGACCAUGAGUUUACACAUGGCAUCUCCAUCUGUUCCAUCCAAGCAACGUUCUUAUAAAUCUUUCAAUAGAACUGCCAUGCCAUAUGGAGGGUUUGAAAAAGCAGCCAAACUGAUGACAUUUCAGCUCCCGGAAUUUGAUACAGCUCCUCCAGAACCUGAGCCUGUGGUCGUAUUCCACCAAGGUAUCAGCUGCCGGCCAAACUUUAACAGGACCCCUCUGGGCUGGACUCCAAUGAGCACAGAUUCUUUGGUUAAUCUUGGAAUAGAUCUUGAGCUCAACGCUGAAACUGAUGACUUGUAGGAGGUUUGGACGAGCGGCUUAAAGUCAUUUGAUUUGAGCACUCGUUUGGCCUUAGCUCAGGAGCACUUUGAAAACAUUGUAUUAGGAGUGACAUUUGGCUAGAAUCAUCAGUGUAUCAAGAUGUAGUCUUUAAAAGCUGAUGGCUUCUCAAAACCUCUUGCCUCAUCCAUUACUGAUACAUUCUGUUCCUUUACUCAAAUACAGAUCUAGAACAAGUUUCAGGUUCCUGUGACAGUUUACAUGGUUGAAGUAAGAGUAAACAAAGCAAUACAUGAUAGAGAUACAUUUUUGGCUUGGAUGUCUCUAAGAUAGUAAUGUUAUCAGGCAACUAUUUUCUAAACAAAAUAAAAAUUUAACAAAAA
Messenger RNA from Carcharodon carcharias (great white shark), 1525 nucleotides. Its product is annotated as myozenin-1-like. The transcript has 7 exons. Gene Ontology annotation, cellular component: actin cytoskeleton; Z disc. The record is from RefSeq and is a predicted model, not a curated record. NCBI's taxonomy places the organism in Eukaryota, Metazoa, Chordata, Chondrichthyes, Lamniformes, Lamnidae. The coding region runs from base 201 to 1163 and encodes 320 amino acids. Gene Ontology annotation, molecular function: FATZ binding; actin binding; telethonin binding.